This is a messenger RNA of Fonsecaea nubica, 1836 nucleotides long. RefSeq lists its product as hypothetical. Bases 1 to 1836 code for a protein of 611 amino acids. Gene Ontology annotation, molecular function: fluconazole transmembrane transporter activity. Gene Ontology annotation, biological process: xenobiotic detoxification by transmembrane export across the plasma membrane. The transcript has 8 exons. Lineage: Eukaryota; Fungi; Ascomycota; Eurotiomycetes; Chaetothyriales; Herpotrichiellaceae. The record is from RefSeq and is a predicted model, not a curated record.
AUGCUCGAUACAAUCCGGGAUGCACCUCUAGGCCAAUUCCUCCGAUGGCUAACCCAGAAUAGAAUACUCUUGUUUCCUGAUGAGCGGGAAGGAUUCGUGUUACCCAAGCUGGCAUCUGGUACUUCUGUCGAGGACGUUGCGAACCCCGACAAUUCUGUGUCCGACCCAGUCGAGGCACAAAAGGAGGGCCCUGAAACACACGGUUCGGAAAAAGCAGAGGACUCGGGACCGAAGUCUGAGUUGGCGGACCUUGAAAAGGCUGGGGGAAGUAGCGGACCGUCGACACGCCCAACAAGAAGGUCAAACGAUGAGAAUUUAGAGCCUAGUCUCGCAAGGCAACGGAGUCUGUCGUUCACAGAAGAACGUUACGCCUUGGAUCAGCAACUGGAGCUGGAAAAAACCAGGAGCAAGCCUAUAUCACUCCACAAAUCGGCCGAUGGCACCAUUCUCGUUGACUGGUAUACGACUGACGAUCCUGAGAAUCCGCAGAACUGGUCGCAGGCAAAGAAGCUCUUUAUAUUGGUUCAGAUAUGGUAUUUUCUCUCUAUGAUCCUGGCCGCGCAACGAUUGAGGCCGAGAAACUCACGUAAAGUUUGCAGCUUAUACACCUUCGCCAUUGGGGUCAUGCAGAGAUUCGGCGUUGGUGAAGCAGCAGCAGGAAUGGGCCUUGCCAUAUAUGUGAUAGGAUAUGGAGUUGGCCCCCUGCUGUUCGCCCCCCUGUGCGAGAUUCCUGCCAUUGGCCGCAACGGAGUUUACACGCCUGCCUUUAUUUUAUUUACCAUCAUCUGUAUCCCGACAGCUGUGGUAGACAAUUACGCUGGUCUCUUGGUUCUUCGAUUUUUACAAGGCUUUCUAUCUAGCCCUUGCCUUGCCAAUGGAGCUGCCUCGGUCAGUGAUAUGUUCUCCCUCUUGUUGCUCCCUGUCUAUCUCUCCUCUUGGACGGGUGCUUGCUUCUGGGGCCCUGCUCUCGGACCAGUCAUGGCGUCGUAUGCCGUCAGUGCCAAAGGAUGGAGAUGGUCGUUGUGGGAGCUACUCUGGCUUAGCGCACCAAUUCUGGUCGUCUACCUGAUUGCUUUCCCUGAAACCUCUGGCGCUACGAUUCUUCGACGACGAGCUGCGCGACUUCGGAAACUUACGGGCAGGACAGACCUACGCUCCCAGAGCGAGAUCGACCAGGAACAUAUGAAGUACUCGGAAGUCUUUUUUGACGCCAUAAUUAAGCCGCUCGAGAUCAUGAUAAAGGAUCCUGCUGUCGCGUACACUAACCUCUAUGCCUUCCCGCUGGUCUACACGGCGAUCUACGGUUUCAACCUCGGCGAGCUGGGCUUGACUUUUGUGACCAUCGGAGUGGGGUGUACGAUUGCGGUCGUUGUCUACAACACAUACCUGCUCCUCUACCUAGUGCCUGACAUCAUCAAAAACGGUCUGCGGGCACCGGAGCACCGGCUGGUACCUGCAUUGUUUGGCGUCUGCACGUUGCCCGCGGGACUGUUCAUGUUUGGCUGGACAUCUCGCCACGGCGUGCACUGGAUAGUCAGCAUCAUCGGCGUCAUAAUCGUGGUUUGCUCCAACUUUGUCAUCUUCCAGUGCAUCUUCGUAUAUCUGCCGUUAUCAUACCCACGCUACACGGCCUCGCUGCUUGCCUCCAACGACCUAUUCCGCUCCCUCUUCGCCGCCGGCACUGUCAUCUUCUCUCGACCCAUGUUCAUCAAUCUGGGAAUUGGUCCCGGUAUUAGUCUGCUUGCAGGGCUGGCGUGUGUUGGGGUGGUCGGUAUGUUCUUGCUAUGGAGGAUGGGUGGUAUGCUGAGGGCAAGGAGUAAGUUCGCGGUGGGUUAG